CUGGCCAUCUCCCAGCACAGCGGCGCGGGUUCAAAACAUGCUAGCGCUUCUGCGAGGACUGGCGAGAUCCGAGGCACAAAUGAACGCCUUCCCACAACCCGUGAGAGCUCCGCGCUUCGCAUCCUUCCACCAGCCUCGCGGCCUGCACCUGCGCGGCCUGGCUGGCCACUUGAUCGCGCCGUUGCCCCCCAGGGCCCUGCUGUCAGGCCGGCAGCAUGCCGCGGGUAUUGGAUGCCGCCUCUUGGGCCUGUCAAACGGGUUCCUGCACCAAGAUUCCUUCCAUGCGCAGUUCUGUGUGCCAGUCACUGGUCGAUUCAACCGACCUCAUCAGUCGCAGGCAGUGGCAGCCAGGAAGGCAUGGCAGGUGGGGCGGGAGAAGGUGAGCUAUGACACGUUCUUUACCAUGAAGAGACUGCUGGAGCGCUCCUGCAGCCCAGAGGAGGUGUUGCGCUGGUUGGCACAGAAUCCUGGAAAAGUCGCUCCUAGCCAUUACCCAGUGGCCCUGCAGAGGCUCGGCCACAUCCUACAACACCAGCAACAGCGAGGUGGAACGAGUGAUGGCAGCAACAGCAAUUGCCAGACUGUGGAAUCGGCCUACAAGCAACUGCAAGACAGCCCAGACUUCAAAGCACUCUGUGAAGCCGUUGCAAAGAACUGUUCUCAGUUUGACAACUUCAGCGUAGUCAACUGUCUCUAUGCACUGGCAACUCUUGGGAUGCAGGGCAAUGCAGAUGUUGUGCGCACUUUGGAGCAAGAGGCCCAUUCCCGAUUGGCCCACUUCAACCAAAAGGAUGUUUCCAUGCUGUUCAGUAGUGUAAUGAAGCUGCAUCCUAUGAGUCCACACAACCACCCCCUGGUAGAGCCCUGCCUUAACAGUUUGGAGCGCAACAUCGAGCGGGAGCGCCAUCCUCAAACGCUAUUCUUGUUGCUGUCAUAUUACCGCAUGCUCACAACAGCCAGUGAGCCAGAAGCAGGAGAGUCGAUGCUGGCAAAUGCCCCAGCGGCAUUAGAAAAUGCUACCUCAAAGGUAUCCGAAAUGUCAGAGGCGACGAUGGGUGGGAUCUGUGCACAAAUUGGUGCUGCUUCCAUGGUGGCAACAGGUCCUUGCACUUCGGCAGAAAAAGGAGCUGGUUUUGCAGUGGAAGAUGGGAUGGUUUCUGCUAAAAUGAACGGAGGUCAAGACGAGCAAGUAGACAAACGCGUGAACCUGGAAAGGAAGGUACUGCGCUUGGUGAAGCACACCUUGAGCCAUGUAGGCAACGUGCGCGAGCAUGAGCUAGUGCUGCUUGACGAAAUGCUGUCCAUCUGUGUGGCCCAGGCCUCCAACAAAUCCCUCGAGCUCAUCUUUAGCUCGCAGCUCUUCUAUGAGAACAGACAGGAAAAGUUCAUCAACAAGCUUGCAGAGGAGCUACCCAAGAAGGUGGACUCGAUGUCACCUCACACCAUGGCCAUCAUUGCCAAGUACCUGGCCCGGCAUCGCCUGAGGGAGCCCAGGCUCCUUGACACCAUCGCUCACUUCCUCAUCAACAAGGCCGAGAUGCUUGACACCAAGGUGCUGCAGAAACUCGUGUUCCCUUUCAGCCGGAUGAACUACAAGCCCCCAAGUGAGCGGAAGCUCGUGGAGAGGCUAGAGGCCGUUCUAGCGCAAAAAGCACUGCACUCGCCACUCGCGACGGUCAACAUCAUCAUGUCUAUGGUGCAACUCAACCACUUCCCAGCUGCCAGCCUCGGCAAAGUCUUCUCACCACCCUUCUUGCGCAUUAUCAUGAACAGCCCUUAUGGGGUGAUAGUGCGGCGAUACCUCUCUCUGCUGGAUGCAGCCAUCGCUCUGGAGUGUCCCAGCUACAGUGGGCCCCGGCUGCCUGACCAGUACAAGGUCACAAUGUUUGACCAUGCUCUGACAGCAGAUGAAGUAAACAGGAAGUACAGCUACAAGGGAUUUGUGGCGGAGGCCCUGCGACAGCUUGUGGGAGCACAGUGCUUCAAGCAGGAUGAAGUCCUCCCUCCAGGAUACUACACUGACUUCUUGCUUUUUAUGGACGAUCAGAAGAGACUACUGCCAACCGAUGGAAACAGUAAUCUAGGAAUGCAUGGCUUAAUUCAUCCCUUUCUACCGAACACAAGAUCAGACGUCAAGCAUCAAACACAGAUGGAUGCACUGACAGCCGACCUACAUGCAUUUUCUCCCUUUCAGUGUGAAAAAAUAACAAAGAGAAACUUCAAGUCGGAGCUACACAAUCCCAAAUUGCAGUCGCCUCACAACUCUGCCUAUUGUCAAUCAGCACACACUUUCUUAGGCCAGGGUGGGCAUCAUGCACACAACCAUCCAGUAAACACCUGCAACAGUGCAGCAGCCAGCAUAGCUGCAGUCAGGACUUUAGCACCCAACUUUUCUGCUGCGAGCAGUCUCCAACUUCAGCAUUCACGUUCCAGCACUGGUGGUCGAGUUCCCAUAACAGACAGUCCUCAGGCUUAUCUGUCACCUGCCACACAGGGCAGGGGCUCUUACCCCUAUAGCCAACAGCACCUCCAGAUCAAUGAUCAGUCUCAAGUGGGCUCCGUGGCAUCCAUCAUGGGAAACUCGGAAAGUUCAAAUAGAGAUCCUCAUGAGGCUGGACAGGGUGUGCCGAGUGAUCACUCAGGGGGCAGGGUUCCAGUGGCCUCGGUCGCUGCACAAAGUAGCCAUCCAUGCGAGAUGAUGCAGCAGAUGGCAGCAGUGACGUCCGACUUUCAUCAGGACCAUCGCAUGCCCCAGGGACAUAUAGCCACACUAUGCUCAUCAACAGAUGGCCAAGGGAACGUCAUCUCAUCAGCUUACUUCCACUUCUAUCAAGAAGGGAUGCUGCAGCACAGUGCAAUCCAGGCAGAUGAGUCUGAUGUGUACAGCCCCCAGGAAUCAAUCCGCCGGUUCUACGAGUCACCGUUUUACACGGAGCGAUUUGUAACGGACACAGAGCCCGACACCAAUCUCAGAGCUGGUGGACACCUGCAGCAGACUCUCGGAAACCCAGCACGGGUGGACAAUGACUCACCAAGUUCAGCAGUGGAAAACGCAGAAAAGAUACAUAGGAUAGUGAUGUCUGUUAACGACAAGUGGCACUACUGUCACAGCUCUGAUGUUUUGGUUGGCUCACGGGCCAUGCGGGACCGGCAUCUCCGCUUGCUGGGUUACCACAUUGUCCAGCUGCCAUACCAUGACCUGGAGAAGUUGAAUGGGAUCGAGGAAGUGAAGAAGUACCUACAACGCAAGCUCAACGAGUUGGAGGGACUGUAGCAUGGUUGGUGGUGGGGUUGGGAUCUGGGUGCCAGGGUGGAAGGGGGGAGAUAUUGCAUAAAGUGUUAUACUGGGUGGGGGGUGAAGAGUAGAGUAUAUCCCAAUUGGGAGUAUUGCAUGAACAAAAAAGUAUCAAAUGAUUCACUGUUGAAUUAACUUAUUUUAUUACCAUUUUGAAUGAAAAAAGAUUUCUGAAUGUGUAAAUGUUACAUUUGGUAAAAUUGGCACCGUCUUGUUUUAUUCACAAAGACAAUCUUUCCAUCUGCUCAUGCAGAACCUGGCCAAUGCUUUCUUGCAGCCUCAAAGUGUGAAGCACUGCAAAUACCUUGUUCGGAGAACAUUCAGUUUAGAAGCUGCUUCUUUCUGCAUGAAGGAAUUUAUAAUGUUAUCAGUAAGUUGCCUUAUCACCAGCAUAUGCAUACUAAGUGUUGUGAACAAAUAUUUGCAUUUGUUCCAUGGGUCAUAACAAAAUUAACAAUAAUUAAAGUUCACUUUGGGAUUUGUUUUAACACUAAAAAUGUACAUUUUACAUCUGAGGCCCUAAUAUAUUCUGCAGAAAAUUACAUGAAUUGCUUGAGGCCUGUGGCAACCAUGCAUAAUCUACUGAAGAUGUCAAUACCAUUUUAUUGAAUACAUUUUACAACAGCAUCAACAAAAUGCAAACUAAUGGUGUUAAUGCACAUGACAAAAAUAGCCAACGAAGAGAUUUAACCAAAACCAUGCCACUGAACUGACAUAAGAAAACUUAUGAGCUGCUAUUUUUGCAUUCAUGCAAUCAGUGGUCAUUUUGUAAAGGGUGGAAUGCAAGUUCGUUUUAACUCUAAUUGAGUUUGACUGAAGGUAUCAUCGGUUAAAUAUGCUGCUGUACCUAUACGGUCAGUAGCAUUUACAAGUUAACAUGGUUAAGGGUACGAUAUUUUUCAAGAACAUAUGGUAUGUUGUAUGUGCAGUUGGCAUGUGUGAUUCCUGUGAGAUGUGUAGCCUUUGCACUGCUGCAGUUAAGAAAACUAUUUGGUUUACCGUUUUAACAGCGGUUGAGGGGGCUUAGAUGGUUAAAUUGGGUAUUUAACAGGGGACUGACUGUUCUGGGUGUUAAUUUAAAUAAAAAUAUAAAGUUCAA
Petromyzon marinus (sea lamprey) is the source of this 4394-nucleotide messenger RNA. RefSeq lists its product as uncharacterized. Lineage: Eukaryota; Metazoa; Chordata; Hyperoartia; Petromyzontiformes; Petromyzontidae. Gene Ontology annotation, molecular function: RNA binding. Gene Ontology annotation, cellular component: mitochondrial matrix; ribonucleoprotein granule. Gene Ontology annotation, biological process: regulation of mitochondrial mRNA stability; mitochondrial RNA processing. The record is from RefSeq and is a predicted model, not a curated record.